Schistocerca serialis cubense is the source of this 4501-nucleotide messenger RNA. RefSeq lists its product as uncharacterized. Bases 506 to 1645 code for a protein of 379 amino acids. The transcript has 8 exons. NCBI's taxonomy places the organism in Eukaryota, Metazoa, Arthropoda, Insecta, Orthoptera, Acrididae. The record is from RefSeq and is a predicted model, not a curated record.
CCGCUGCCAGCUGCGCGCAGUCAGUGCUCGGUUGGCGCUGUGGUCGCGCGGGCGCGCUCCGAACCACGCCGAGUGCCUCUCCUCGAGAGUCCGGCCGCGCUCCCUUCCGAUCCCCCUGGGCCCUCCCCGACUCCCUCCACCCGAAGAACGCGCAGUGUGUCCGUCUCCUACGUCCCGACUCCUCCGUGUUCGUGUGCUUCUCUCGUGUGUUACUGCAACAAUAGUGUGUCUGCGAAACGACGCGGCAGCGACCGACUUCGGAAACCCGACUCUGCCGCGAUUUUCGAACGACAUCACAGUGUUGUCGCUGUCUUCCGAAGACAACGUCGGCCGUUGGAAACGUAAGGGAGGCGGCGGCGGCGGCGGCGGCGGCGGCCGUGCCGGCUGGACGCAGCCGGGCUCUGAGGGUUUCUGCGGACCCGCUACCAGUAACUGCUCCACGAGGAUCACACGGGGCAGGUGACGAUGAAGCCUGCUCUGCUGACAAGUGUCGCCGCAGCGCGGCAUGGGAGAUGAGUGCGAGGUGUGCGCGGGGGCGGGUCCCGGCCCUCCGCCCCCGCAGUUCCUGGUGCCGCCACCGCCGCGGCCGCCCUUCCUGCCGGACGACGAGCACUGCCUCCAGGAGGACCAACUGCCCUCCGACGUCUGUGAUGCCCUACCUGUGAUAGACGCGGAGCUGCACAGCGGCCCCGCGCUGCCGUCCCUGGCUGUGAUAGCGGUCAGCUCCGCCAUCCUGGCCGCCGUCGUCCUCAUCGCCGGCGUGCUCGUCUGGAAGUACAAGCGGAAACCGCCUGUUCUGAUGCCGUGCAAGCCAUCGGCGCAGGGCAUCGAUCCAGGGACCAUGGGCUACGACGACCUGCCCGGCGCUCACGUGGCAGCGAGGCAGAUGCGCGCAGCUGCGGCUCAGCACCCGCCGGAGAUGAUCGACAUGAAGCCGAAUGUUGUCUACCCAAAUGGCUACAGGGGUCCUGAGGAGCCAACGGUAUUCAUCUGUUCAGAUCCCUACAGCAAAGAAGAACUGUACAACCCCGUCUACCAGGAGCUGUCGCCAGUGUCGACGGAGCGCGGAGAGUCUGACCUGGAGAGCGAAAUUCCGGUGUCGGAGGACGACUUCGCUGAGGACGAGUUGAGCCUGGGCGAGGUCGGUCCACGCCGCCACCACCACCCGCAUGGUGCCCACCAGCACCAGCACCAGCACCACCCCGCCCAGGGCCACCACGGGCGCGUUCCGCCCCCACCUCCCCCGCACAGGCGGGCGCCGCCGCCUCCACACCCGGCUCUCGCCGCUGGCGUGCCACCAGUGCCCUUCCACAACAGGCCGGAGCACAGGCGCCACGGAGGAGGCGGCGGGGGCGGCGGCGGUGGCGGCAGCGGCGCGGGCAGCGACUUCCACGAGGGCCUGCUGGUGGACGCGCUGCUGCAGCACCAGCAGCCGCUGACGCUGUCGGCGAGCCAGCACUACGCGUCCGCUCCCUGCUACCGCCUGGCCAAGCCGCCGCCGGAGGGCGCUCUCGCCGAGACCAGCUUCUCCACGUUCCGACCCCAGCACGCCACCAGCCACGACUCCGACUCUGGCUACAGCCACAACACGUCCAGCGGUCACCACGGACCCCGCAGCGCCACCGGAAGCCUCAAGAUGUCCUAGGAGCGCCCGCCACCGCUGCCCUCUGCCGCUUCUAGAGGGAAGCACAGUGGCCGUGGCGACCGAUACCCGAUAUCGCUUCGAUACGGACGACUGAUCGACACGGGGCUCUUCGUGUCCCUCGACUUAUGGACUUCAUUAAGAAGCAGUUUCGGGAGAACUAAUACUCAGAUCCCUUCUCUGGUUGUUACGUCAAUUGUCAAGAUGAUUGUACGAACUUCGCCAGUCUAGUGAUACCUGUACAUCGUCUGCUACCAAGCAAUUGCAGGAGCACCAGCGUCUUUCGAUGUUUCUGCGUCGAUAAUUUAUCACAGUGAAACUUCUGUGUCAUUAAAUGAAAUAAAACUUCCGCAAUAAUCUCUUUUGUAUUACGAACGUACAGCCCGCACACAUUUCAAGAUAACGUAUAUUUCAAGAAAACGUAUAACAAUAUUCUGCCUUAAUAAUGGAUCAUUUAUUAAUCAUUAUACUCUGUUUUAUCAGUCGAUUAUUUUUUAAAAUCCUAAAAACGUUAAUUGUCUGAGUGCUACUAUUUGGUGGCUCAUUGCUUCACGUCUACUGUUCCGUGUAAGAGUAUGAAGGAAUGUCGUUACAUGUACCUUUGGAACUUGUCCCCACAGUGCAGAUCUGUGGUAAACGUGAGACUCUCGAUGAAAUUCCAGUUACCUAGUGUCCAACGAUACGUGUUACAUCAAAAAAAAAUUUACUUUAUUUCAUAUCUUACAGAGCAGUGCCCAUCGGUCUAAAAUUAUAAUAUCCAAGGAGUUUAAUGAUUCUAAAGAGAGUACUCGUUUAAGUGUACACCGAAUGUUUGAUGCACUUUCAUAUGACAAGACCAAUGAAAAUCGCUAUUACUAAACAAUAACUUUUAUUACUUUGUUUUUAAUGCGUUAGAUUCUGACACGGGCACUGAACCUUUGCAGCUAUGUUCAAAGUUUUACUAAAAUAAUUCUUGAAAAUAUCGACCACAAUUAGAAACUCCAGAAAUAUCGUUUUAAGUUUUACACCCAUAAAAAAGACAUGGCUUUCUAGUCACUAGCUGUGUGAUAUAACUUACUACUUUGAUUAAGCUGAGAGCAUCCUUAAUUUGUUCGCUGGGAAUCACAAUUUCUACCACAUUUACGUUAAUUAAUAAAAACAGGUGCAAUGUGUGUUCUACACUCAAAAGCUACAUAAGCCUUCACAGCACGGAUCCAUCAGUCAGAAACGUUUGGGGUAUUGAGUCUAUCACUGUAACACUGUAAGACAUUGUUAAGUUUAUCCUGGUUCCUCCACAUCAUAGGUGGACAGCUGUUAUGUAACGCUAUGUAAGUUUAUGUGUGUGUUAACGCGAAAGUGUCAUUGUUUGACCUCUAAAUGCGAACGAUCUUAGAUUUACUCACUUUCACAGAUAUAACUUCCUGUGUACUGGCAACAGCUAUCAUAACUGUUACUGCGCCAAUACAAACAUAACAUAUUCCAGACACCGAAAUUGUGUCGUCCAAGUUCAACAAGGACAAGCUGAAGUACUCAAUUUUAACAGUCUGGAUGCAUUGCCUGUGUUUCACAUAUCUGAGUAUGUAUAACGACUACAAAAUCGGCCAAGUGAUCUGCGGUUACUGGCACAAUAUUGUUUAAGCAAUUGUCUCUUGUACCUAGUAUUCAUAAGUGUCUCACUGCCAAAUACACAGUUACAUGUGUUGUUGCCAUUCAACUAACGACUAUGUACCAAGAAUUAGUUGCUUUGCGCGAGGUGUUUUACCCUUGUGGAAUAUGAUUUCUUAUGUUGCCUGUAAAUAUAUGGGAAACGUAAGUUUAGACAUUAUUAGGUAACAAACCGAGUGCACAAUUUCGAAGUGAGACAGAUAUAUCAAAUCGCAUUUGUGUCUUUUUUUUUUUUUUUUCUUCAAGAGAGACUUUAUCCAGAUAUUUGAAAAAACUCUAUAACGUAACGUCUUACUUUCUUUCCUUCUUCCAGUUUCAAAUAGUUAGCAGCUAAGUUACGCUUUGGUUGCAUACCUUUGCGUAGCAAAAUCUCAACAGUCUAAAAUAGAAAGGGAGUAGUAAACACUGGAACUCUGACACUACCUCACGGCUAGAACGUUUCUCACACUAGCUCGGUCUUUUAGUUGCCAUUGUGCAGACAUGGGCUUGCUUCUGUUUCUUCAGUAAUGCUGGCUUUCCAGAAAUUAAAUUGUCUCUUAUUAUGUGGUUUCAAGUUCUGUGGGGACCAGAAUCUCUCCUUUAAAACGGGUGACAAUUAAUGAGACAGGUGAUAACCUUCAAUCCGAACAAACUGCGUAUUCUAUAAAAGCAUACAGUUUAUCCCAAUGGUAUUCCGUUACAAAAGAAUCCACAGUAAACCUCAAGAAUAAAUUAGUGUAGAAAAGCUUUGUUAUAGUUUUGACACAAACAUUUAAGUGCAGUUAGAUUCAAUGAACUUACCUGUUUCUUCUCGAGCUUAUCAUGUUAUAGCAAUACGAACUGUAUCAUUAGGCCGCAUGUAAGGGAUAUAGAGUAUUACAUAAGUAUUAAAUAAGCUCUGCAGUAAUUGUAAUUUGUGGAAAGAAAGAAAGAAUUUCAAAAUUUAAUUUUUGGAUAUGAUGCGUUAAAAUGAAAUUGAUAUUUUGGUAUUUCGAUAUUUCACCCAAAUUUAAGAAAGCGUCAUACGUAUUAAAGCAUUUAGUUGAAUAUCUUCGUAUACAUGUACAGACACAAUUUAUCCCCGUAUAGAGAAUGUUUGUUAAGCUACAUACGAUAUUAUGCUAGUCAAAGAUAUGUAUUUUGGUAUGUGGUGUUUGUAAAGGUAAAGACCAAGGCUGACUGAGUGACUGCGAAAUAAAGAAACUGUUCUUGAUAUGCCAGUUCUUUCUCAUGCAA